Oppiella nova is the source of this 414-nucleotide messenger RNA. The record is from the annotation of a GenBank genome assembly. Lineage: Eukaryota; Metazoa; Arthropoda; Arachnida; Sarcoptiformes; Oppiidae.
AUGUUUUGGGAUGAGUUUGUCCACACAAAUGGUUUGUAUCCAAAGUUUCUCAUUAGAUCCACAUUUACGGGCACUUGUGACAGGUCUUCAUAUUUGGGUGACUUCUCUUGUAUGAGUGCCACACUUAAACUCGUCCGACGGGUCAGCUAUUAUGUGAUCCGAGUGUAUGCGCCCACCUUUCUCUCAGUUAUCGUCACUUUUGUCGGGUUUUGGAUACCUAUCCUGGGCUGGCCCGCAAGAGUACGGGAACUGGUGACAAUCCUCGUGACACCACUGCUUAGUUUGAUAACACAAGACAUAUCACUGAAUAACGACAUAAGUGUGGCCUAUGUUGUGGCCAUUCACUGGUGGAUGAUCUGGUGUCAGAUAUUUGUAUUCCUGGCGCUCAUUGAAUACGCGAUCGCCAUAAUUUGA